This is a messenger RNA of Rangifer tarandus platyrhynchus (Svalbard reindeer), 372 nucleotides long. The record is from the annotation of a GenBank genome assembly. Lineage: Eukaryota; Metazoa; Chordata; Mammalia; Artiodactyla; Cervidae.
AUGGCCAGCUACGAGGAGGUGAGCGUGUCCGGCUACGAGGAUUUCAUGCAGGUGGUGGAGCAGCACAGUGGCAAGACCAUUUUCGCCUACUUUUCUGGUUCUAAGGACGCCGAAGGGAAAAGCUGGUGCCCCGACUGCGUGCAGGCUGAACCAGUCGUACGAGAGGGGCUGAAGCAUGUUGGUGAAGGAUGUGUGUUCAUCUACUGCCAAGUAGGAGAAAAACCUUAUUGGAAAGAUCCAAAUAAUGACUUCAGGAAAAACCUGAAAUUAACUGCAGUGCCUACACUACUUAAGUAUGGAACACCUCAAAAACUGGUAGAAUCUGAGUGUCUUCAGGCCAACCUUGUGGAGAUGUUGUUUUCUGAAGAUUAA